Messenger RNA from Colletotrichum gloeosporioides, 822 nucleotides. Its product is annotated as putative oxidoreductase DltE. Gene Ontology annotation, cellular component: membrane. The coding region runs from base 1 to 822 and encodes 273 amino acids. NCBI's taxonomy places the organism in Eukaryota, Fungi, Ascomycota, Sordariomycetes, Glomerellales, Glomerellaceae. The transcript is spliced from 2 exons. The record is from RefSeq and is a predicted model, not a curated record.
AUGUCUUCCAGAAUCGACACCAUCUUGAUCAUUGGCGCCGCCACCGGCAUCGGCGAGUCCCUGGCUCAUCGGUUCCACGCCCUGGGUAAGAAGGUUAUUGCUACCGGGCGCGAGCAGAGCAGAGAGGCAUUGGCACAGCUUGCCCGAGACCUUCCAGGCCUCAAGUUCCGCGUGUGGGACUUGGCGGAUCUAGGAAAGAUGCGACAAGAGGUCGAAAGCAUCCUGUCAGAGUUCCCUAACCUUGAUACCGUCCUUGUCAACGCCGGCAUCCAGAACCACUAUGACAUGUUUAUGCAGCCGCCCGAUGACGCCGAAGUCAUCAGGGAAAUGACACUCAACCUCACGGCGCCGAUACUCGCCGCGCAUUACUUUGCGCCGCAUCUCCUUGCCCUGGCAAGGUCCGGCACCAAAACGAACAUGUUCCUCACCAGCUCAUCCCUGGCGUACUUCCCGGUGCCCUUCUACCCGACCUACUGCCCCUCCAAGGCCGGCGUCGCCGCCUUCGUCAAGGUCCUGCGCAUGCAGCUGCAGGCCACUGGCUGCACCAACAUGAACGUCGUCGAGAUCGUGCCCCCCUACGUCGACACCUCCCUGAACGCCGCGCACCGCGCUCAGACGGAUGCGCUUCAGGGAGGCAGCGACAAGGCGGUCCAGCCCAUGCCGCUCGAGGAAUACAUUGAACGGUUCUUUGCUGCCCUGGAAGAGACGGCACCGGACGGCUCUCUGAAGAACGAAAUCGGCGUUGGUUUCGGUGCUCAAGGGGCCGCGGUCUGGAAUGAUGGCUUCAGGAAGUUGCUCACGGGGUCCGGCAUGUCAGAGUAG